UUUUGCUAGAUCAGUUACACGGUUAAGUUAAAAGUUUAAACUAAAAAAUGAAUCCUCUUGAUGCUUAUGAUUUGAUGUACUGUGGGAAAAUGAUGAUGGCACUAAACGAACAGAGAAAAGUCCAUGGUGACUUUGCAAUUAUGGUUGGCGAUGAGAAAAUACCAGCACACAGGAAUGUUCUGUCAGCCGGAUCAGAUUACUUUCGUGCAAUGUUGUCUCAUGAAAAUGUUGAGAGCAGCACUGGCAUUGUGGCACUGAAACAAGUUCAAUACUUAAGUGUGAAAACUUGCAUCAAUUACAUUUACACUGGUAAUUUUCCCACUCCUGGUCGUGAGGAGCGUGAACAAUUGAUGUUUACCGCCCAUAUGCUCCAAUUACAAGGUAUGUGUGACAAAAUUGCAAUAUCUCUUAAGGAAGAACUGAGUCCACAAUCGUUUUAUUCAACUAAGAUGAUCGCAAACACUUUCAACUGCACUGGUUUAGUUGAAAGUUGCAACAAAUAUGCUCUGAAGAAUUUCCAAUCUAUUGUUGCUGAAGAUGAUUUCAAACAUUUAGAUAAGGAUUAUGUUUCCUUUAUGGUGGGAUCAAAAGAAGUCAAUAUAGCCCAUGAAAAACAAUUGAAGCUAUAA
This is a messenger RNA of Styela clava, 629 nucleotides long. The record is from RefSeq and is a predicted model, not a curated record. NCBI's taxonomy places the organism in Eukaryota, Metazoa, Chordata, Ascidiacea, Stolidobranchia, Styelidae.